Pungitius pungitius (ninespine stickleback) is the source of this 3185-nucleotide messenger RNA. It is a transcript of the gene fignl1, whose product is annotated as fidgetin-like 1. Gene Ontology annotation, molecular function: ATP binding; microtubule severing ATPase activity; ATP hydrolysis activity. The record is from RefSeq and is a predicted model, not a curated record. NCBI's taxonomy places the organism in Eukaryota, Metazoa, Chordata, Actinopteri, Perciformes, Gasterosteidae. The transcript is spliced from 2 exons. The coding region runs from base 279 to 2186 and encodes 635 amino acids.
GACCUAUAUUCGUGUGAGCAGGGUGGACCCUUGUGCUGAAACCGGUUGAAGUCUUUCGUUUAUACCACAGUUCGGAUAAUAGAGUUUAAAUACUCAAAAGAAAGGUGCUCACUCUGUGUAAAACCACCUGGUUCUCAAUAAUAUUGCUUCACGAAUCAAGACGCGUUGCGCUUGAAACUGAGAGCGGCAUAAUAACACAUCACGUGGACGCUCCCUGGGCGGACCUGGGGGAUAAAUGCAGCACUCCCCAGUUGUGACUAGACUGGAGCAGGCCAGGCAUGAGUGGAGCACACCUGGACGAAUGGCAGCGGAGGUCCUUUGACAUUUCAUCUGGCAACCGUACACCUGAACAGACGGCCGAUGCCUACCGGGCCCACAUCCUCUCCAUUCAGUAUGCAUGGGCAAGCUCCCAGCUCUCUCAGGCCGGCGCGGCCAGCCUGCUCGGGACCUACUCGGAGCGCUACGCCUCGGUGCUGGACUCGGAUGACCCCCGCACAGGGCUUAACAACUAUGCAGAUAGCGCGCUGCAUCUGGCCCGCAGUCAGAGGAACUACAGUGACAAAUGGGAGUCGUCUCUGACCAUGGAGAAUGUGCUGGAGCUGCCCUGCGUGCAGAGGAUGUUUCAGUCAGCGACACGGGGAGUAGGCUCUCUUGUGGCACCAGAAGAUGUGAACCUAUCUGUGGGAGGGCAGAGCGGGACACAGGCUGCAUUGUUCAAACCCAAACGUCCACCACAGCCUAAAGCAGAGGUCAACAACACCGUCACCUGUAAUCCUGCAGCUAAUUCGACUGUAGAGAGGCCAAUAGGCUCGGAGGGGUUUCCGAACGCCGUCUCCCGGCCUCCGGCCCGACCGCAGCCUGUGUUGAGUCAUUCUUCUCUGGUUCCUCCACAGGGAAAUCCUGGCACUUCAGGGGGGGGACAAAAGUCUCAGUCCUCCUUCUUCCCCACCUCCAACCCAUCAAAGCGGAAGAAUUUUUACAACCCAGAUGGAGGGGAUGGUGGCAGGGGGCAAACCGGAGGUCAAGCAGGCUCGGACCCACGAGCUGGAUGCAACUUUAAAACGGCUCGCGCACAGUUCAUCGUUGAUCAACAGAAAAAACACUCCAAUCCGCCCCAGAGGGGUCAGACCACCGGGAUGGCAGCAACUUUGAAGAAAUCUCUGGGUGCUAACAGGCCCCGCGGUACAUUCUCAAAGUUUGUGUCACCCAUUCCGCGACAGGAGGACGAGGAGGAAGGCGGGGCGAGCUGUGGUUCCCACCAGGAGCCUCAGAUCCUGGAUGAGCGUCUGAAAAACUUUGAGCCAAAGAUAAUCGAGCUGAUCAUGAGCGAGAUCAUGGACCACGGGCCUCCCGUCACAUGGGAUGACAUAGCCGGUCUGGAGUUUGCAAAGUCCACCAUUAAGGAGAUUGUGGUAUGGCCCAUGCUGCGACCCGACAUCUUCACUGGCCUCCGUGGUCCACCCAAAGGCAUCCUUUUGUUCGGACCCCCCGGGACUGGGAAGACUCUCAUCGGGAAAUGCAUAGCUUGCCAGUCAGGUGCCACCUUCUUCAGCAUCAGCGCUUCAUCCCUCACGUCCAAGUGGGUGGGCGAGGGAGAGAAAAUGGUGCGAGCCCUGUUUGCCAUUGCCCGCUGCCACCAGCCUGCGGUCAUUUUCAUCGACGAAAUCGACUCGCUUUUGUCCCAGCGGACCGACGGCGAGCACGACUCGACGCGUCGGAUAAAGACUGAGUUCUUGGUCCAGCUGGAUGGGGCGUCGACAGCCGCCGAGGAGCGCGUCCUGGUGGUGGGGGCCACCAACCGGCCUCAGGAGAUAGACGAGGCUGCCCGGCGGCGCCUGGCAAAGAGGUUAUACAUCCCGCUGCCCGAGGCAGCCGCUCGGUGGCAGAUAGUAACCAACCUCAUGACACCGGAGAAGAAGCGGCUCGGGGAGCAAGAGCUGGAGAGCGUGGUGAAAGCCACCGAGGGCUUCUCCGGGGCCGACAUGACUCAGCUGUGUCGAGAGGCAGCCCUGGGGCCCAUCCGCAGCAUCCAGCUGAGCGACAUCGCCACCAUUACCGCAGAUCAGGUGAGACCGAUCCUCUACGGCGACUUCCAGGAGGCCCUGAAGACGGUACGACCCAGUGUCUCACCCAAAGACCUGGAGCUGUAUGAAGACUGGAAUAAGACUUUUGGAUGUGGACGCUAAGCGCGGCUCCCGGUCCUCAUCUGGUUAAGUGUUUUCUACCAAACUUUCAGCUGGUGGGAACCAUCACUUUUGUAAUACUUUGUAUGUUGCAAACAAAGCAGGAACAUUGUCACAAGACCUUUCUGUAUGGAGAAAUCCCUUUGCUCAAUUUGCAUUGAAAUUAGUUCCAUAGGUUUAUAAGGGCCAGACUGAUGGAUUUGGACUGUUGUAGUUUGGUAUUUGCACCACUUUGCUUGAACUGUUUCUAAUACAUGUUUGAAUUGCUUUAUUUGCCAUGCCAAUAUGUUUUCCUAUUAAAUUGAAAUGAUCUUCAGUGUAUUGUGGCAUCUUCCCUUACUCAAACCUCCCAUCUACUCCACAGAGGGGAGUCUUUUGCUGAGAGCUUUAUUGGCACAUCCCUAGUAUCAUCCCUGAAAUCUUCCUGAGGCCACAUGUGCUAAUCGCAUCCACGGAAGUUGGGCAACGCGCGGCGCAUCCUGGGUUUCAUGUUGUGAAAAGUUGCCUCUCUUCCAGUUAAUGAUUAAGAGCAAUCGACUCAACAGGAAAACCUGUUUCUGCAAUACCUUGUUUUCAUUAAAAAAAGAAGCUUGAGCUCAAUAAUUCGAACAUUAGUGCUCGGCCUAAUUCACAGGGUUCACAGCUGAUUUUGAUGUAUGUGCUAUAUUUCCAAACUGUGACAUCUCUCAGCUAUAAAAUGACAACUCGCUCGGCUCCACACAGCAGAAACCUGGUUAGUCCGCUCAGAGGUUCUUCAAAUGUUGACCGACUCGUCGGUGGUCAAACGCACAUCAGGGAGGACCAUUAUAGAUUGUACACACAUAAAAUGAAAUUCUCAUGUAAAUUUAAUGGAACAAUCUUUGAAAAUCUGGAACCCCAUGAAAGAAGACUUUCAUUUAUUUUUCAUCUUUUCGGUCAGAUCCCUGAUAAAUAUUUCAGACGUGUGGUUGGCGAUUGUAUUGAAACUUUGUUGAGUUAGCCAGCAGCUAAAUUUGUCGGCCA